UAUUUUCCUCUCUUUUUAAAGUUUCAAUCCAGUUUGAAUAACAAACCUACCAAAAACCAAAAAAUCAGCACGGCAGAAGAUUUGUUGAAUGCUGUAUCCAACAAACGUAAAGAAAAGAAAAAUUAUGAUGACGAUUUGUGGGUAAAUGAAAAUGACAAAAAAAUGAAAGAGAAAGCUUCGGGAUUAAUUGAAAAAGUUUAUGGGGAAAUUGGCAAAUCUGGUUUAAAAUUGGAAAAAGAAAUUGACUCAGAUGUUUCCAACUCAAUUCUUAAAAUUCUUAAAAAACAAGGAAAUGAAGGGGAAAUGACAAAAGAUGAAAUUGAAAAAAUCUUUAAAUUAUUUGAAGAUAUGGGUUUCGACGAGAAACAAAAGAAUGCACUUGGAAGUAUUAAGACGAUUUUUGAAGUUUUUUUGGAUAAUGCUAAGAAAGAAUGAGAAGAAAAUUUUUGUUUGGUUUGGAGUUUUUAAGUUGUAAAUUCUAUGAAUUUACAUAAAAGAAAGUGAAGAAGAUACACUCAACUCUCAUUAGUAGAGGCCCUCCUUAAUAUAGACUCCUGUUAUUAGCGACUCUCAUUAUAAGCGACUCUCAAUAAAAGCGACUCUCAACAUAAGCGACUCUCAACAAAAGCGACUCUCAACAUAAGCGACUCUCUUUAAUAACGACUCUCAGUAUAAGCGACUGAUUUUUUUAAAUUCUAACAAUAAUUAUAGUCACAAUGAUUUUCAAAAAGUUAUCCAUUUUGAUUAAUAGGGGGAGGGGUGUAUUGCGGGAAAUUUGCUUUAAAACAAGGGAAAUUUCAAGAUAUCAUUUUAAAAAAUGCCGAGUCCUUAUUUAUGUCAAUACUAGUGAGGGUUGAUUAAACAUGUUUGCUUUUCAAAAAAAUUAUUUAUUUAUUUAUCCUUUUUUUUAAAUUAUAUACCUUUUACAUAUGUAGAUUUACCUCGUGUUGAUAAAAUUUUGG
Molecule: messenger RNA, 962 nt
Organism: Meloidogyne enterolobii
Lineage: Eukaryota; Metazoa; Nematoda; Chromadorea; Rhabditida; Meloidogynidae
Source: the annotation of a GenBank genome assembly